Molecule: messenger RNA, 1878 nt
Organism: Amorphotheca resinae ATCC 22711
Lineage: Eukaryota; Fungi; Ascomycota; Leotiomycetes; Helotiales; Amorphothecaceae
Exons: 2
Coding region: 1-1878 (625 amino acids)
Biological process (GO): reductive iron assimilation; cellular response to iron ion starvation
Cellular component (GO): high-affinity iron permease complex
Molecular function (GO): ferroxidase activity; copper ion binding
Source: RefSeq, a predicted model, not a curated record
AUGGCUCAACCAGCGCGCGCCGUGCUGCGUAUCGUGACGGUGCUGUUAUUGGCUGGUUGGUGCACGGCAAAGACGGUUACCUACGAUUUCAAUGUCACUUGGGUUACGGCGAACCCAGACGGCCUCAAAGAGAGGAAGGUGGUGGGCAUCAACGGCCAGUGGCCGCUCCCAGUCAUCGAGGUCGAUAAGGGGGACCAGCUAAUUGUCAACAUGCACAAUGGAUUGCCUGACAAGAAUGCCACCAUUCACUUCCAUGGCAUGUACCAGAACGGAACCAACGAGAUGGAUGGGCCUUCGAUGGUCACCCAGUGUCCGGUUCCGCCUGGCGCCGACUUCACCUAUAACUUCACCGUCAAUCAGAAUGGGACGUACUGGUACCACUGCCACACCGACUACUGCUAUCCCGACGGGUAUCGCCAGGCCUUCAUCGUCCACGACACGGAAUCCUACUUCUAUGAUGAGUACGAGGAGGAGUUUACCAUAACCCUUAGUGAUUGGUACCACGAGCUCAGCGAAGGCAUCGCCCCGGAUUUCUUGUCUGUGUAUAACCCCACUGGUGCCGAGCCGAUUCCCAAUGCGUUUUUGUUCAACGAUACGCUCAAUACCAAGAUCCCUGUCAAGCCGAAUACCACAUAUCUAAUCAGGCUGAUCAACAUCAGCGCUUUCGUCGCCCAGUACUUCUACAUUGAAGGCCACACUUUCAGAAUUGUUGAGAUUGACGGCGUAUAUACGGAGCCAGCGGAGGCAGACACGCUGUAUAUUGCCGUCGCUCAACGGUACGCGGUCCUGUUGACGACCAAGAACUCGACCGAUCAGAACUACGCCAUUGUCACAGUUGCGGAUUCGCAAUUGCUUGACACCAUCCCGUCUGACCUCCAUCUCAAUAACACCAACUGGCUGGAAUACAACGCAAAUGCAGCAUUCGAUCAAGCUGUCAUGACUGUCAAUGACUCCUCGAGCUUGGUUCCGUUUGACGAUAUAACUCUAGUUCCAUACGACCAUCUACCGCUGUAUCCAGACCCUGACCACCAGAUCAACGUAACGGUGUAUAUGGGGAACUUGCUGAACGGGUACGGCUAUGCCUUCCUGGAUAAUAUCUCAUAUACCGCGCCCAAGGUACCUACCCUGUUCUCCGUGCUGUCGUCCGGCGACAUGGCGACCAAUUCUGAGAUCUACGGCGACUUCACGCAUUCCGUCGUCCUGGAUCAUAACGACGUCGUCGAGAUUGUUCUCAAUAACGGCGAUACCGGCUCACACCCCUUCCAUCUCCACGGGCACAACUUCCAAGUUAUCAAUCGGGCGCCGUCGUACGGCGCCACCUUCUACGACUAUCUGAACGGCGACCCCGUCCCGUACGAUCCCAACAACCACACGGCUUUCCCUUCCGCCCCGGCGCGACGAGAUACUUUCGUGCUCCCCCCCCAAGGCUAUUUCGUCAUCCGCUUUGUUGCCGACAAUCCCGGUGUCUGGUUCUUCCACUGCCACAUCGACUGGCAUCUCGCUCAAGGCCUCGGCAUGCUAAUGGUCGAAGCGCCGACUCAGCUCCAGGAGCGCUCCCGCAUCCCCCAACAGCACUACGAUGUCUGCGCGGCCGCCGGCGUCCCCUCCAAGGGCAACGCGGCUGGCAACUUCAACAACUUCCUCGAUUUGACCGGGCAGAACACGCAGCAGCCGCCUCUCCCCGGCGGCUUCACCUCCCGCGGAAUUGUCGCUCUGGUCUUCUCCGUCCUGUCCGCCUUUGUCGGCAUUGCCUCCAUCGUCGUGUAUGGACUUAGCGAUCUGAAAUUCCAUCCCGGCAAGGAUGACGACGUACAGAUGGUGGUUGAGGAGUAUCAUGAUAAUACGCCCACGAUAUACGAUAUUCCGAAAUCCUCCUAG